GGUGUGAGUGUGUAAAAAGCUCCAAAAUGUAGAAAAAGUGGAAAUAAUUUGGACUUGCUGAGCUGUGCCGUUGCUGUAAUGUAUAAAGUAAAUGUUUAAAAUGGAACCAGAGACUAAAAAGAGAAAAGGCAUGGAGUAUGAUCCAGACUCUUGGCAUGUCCUUCCUGUCUUGUCAGAUGAAAUGUCUGAUGAUGUUAAAUUACUGGACGCUUACGCUGCCCCGAUCACCGAUAAACGCCAGACCUCGCGUCUGGUCAAAGACCUGUCUGUGGUCCACCCUUUAGCAGAUCUCCAUCAUAUUAAAAGAGUGAGAGCUUGCAAGGACAAGAGCAGUCCUCAUCCGUUAGAAGUGAUCGUGUGUCUUGUCAGCGAUGUCUCCGUCCCCACCACCUUCGUGACGCAACAUCAGCGUCCAGCGUCCCUGACUGAUCUCCUGAGCUCAAAAGACUUUAACUUCGAAGGUUUGGGAGAACCUUUCCCGGUCCGAAUCCCAGCCCGAGCUCCUUUAACCAGGCCGCAGUUCGAGCGAGCGAGCCGUCACUGGCCGACGUCCUUCCACGAGGACAAACGAGUCACGCUGGGUUUGAAGGGACAGCUCUUCACGUCCAGGCAGAAAGCCAAAAUCCAGGAAUACAUGACGACUGCCGUGGAGGCUGCGAGAUCCGGACGCGAGGAAGGAAUGGACGCGGCGGGCGCCGUGAUUGUCGACCCAAAAUCAGGACAGAUCAUCGCUGUAGGUCACGACCUGACCCGAGAUCAUCCUCUUCACCAUGCUGUGAUGGUGUGUAUCGAUCUGGUGGCCUGGGCACAAGGAGGAGGUGUGUAUACAUACGAGAAACACCCAGCGUGCAGAUACACCGCCUCGGACCCACAGCUCUACGCGGGUCACAGCGAAACCUCAGGGUCGGAGGGAAGCGUCCAGCCCUACAUCUGCACCGGGUACGAGCUGUACGUCACCAGAGAGCCGUGUGUGAUGUGCGCCAUGGCUCUGGUCCACUCCAGGAUCAGCAGAGUUUUCUACGGAGCGGCAUCUCCAGACGGCGCUUUGGGCACCAAGUACAAAAUUCACUGCCAGAAAGAGCUGAAUCACCAUUUCGACGUUUAUAAAGGAGUCAUGCGACAGGCCUGCGAGGAACUGACUCCGUUCAAGUGACUCGUUUCUUAAUGCUGCUUUUAAUGGAUGGAUUUUCCUUGCGAGCCUUUGUUUUUACUUUUAUUUGGUUGUUAAUUAAAGAUAUUUUCAGAUGA
Molecule: messenger RNA, 1248 nt
Organism: Ictalurus furcatus (blue catfish)
Lineage: Eukaryota; Metazoa; Chordata; Actinopteri; Siluriformes; Ictaluridae
Gene: adat3
Product: adenosine deaminase tRNA specific 3
Exons: 1
Coding region: 92-1153 (353 amino acids)
Cellular component (GO): cytoplasm; nucleus
Molecular function (GO): tRNA-specific adenosine-34 deaminase activity
Source: RefSeq, a predicted model, not a curated record